Tupaia belangeri chinensis (Chinese tree shrew) is the source of this 788-nucleotide messenger RNA. RefSeq names its product 39S ribosomal protein L53, mitochondrial. Gene Ontology annotation, cellular component: mitochondrial large ribosomal subunit. The annotation marks the transcript as partial. The record is from RefSeq and is a predicted model, not a curated record. Lineage: Eukaryota; Metazoa; Chordata; Mammalia; Scandentia; Tupaiidae. The transcript has 3 exons.
GCUCGGCUCGGGUGGCGUUCGGUCAAGCAGGUUCGAGUUCAGUUCUGCCCCUUCGAGAAGAACGUGGAGUCGACGAGGACCUUCCUGCAGGCGGUGAGCAGCGAGAAGGUGCGCUCCACCAACCUCAACUGCUCCGUGAUUGCGGACGUGCGGCACGACGGCUCCGAGCCCUGCGUGGACGUGCUGUUCGGAGACGGCCAUCGCCUGCUGCUGCGCGGCGCCCACCUCACCGCUCUGGAAAUGCUCACCGCCUUCGCCUCCCACAUCCAGGCCAGGGGCGCGGCGGGGAGCCGCUGACCGCGAGGAAGAGACCAACCAGUCGACCCUGGACUAGGACACUCCCUAAGAAGAGCUUGGCUCAGUCGUUGAAAUCACUAUCUGGAGGGCCACGGAGCGGGUGGGAAAGAUGGCCCGUGAUUACAGUCUUUUCAAUGGCAAGGCAAGAUUGGGGACAGUACGGAUGAACUUGAAUUUAUUUCACUUGUCAUCUCUCGUGGUCUAAAGCUUUUCGAUUUGGCUUCUUCCAUCCUCACACAUGGUACCUCGUGUUCUUAUUUACCAAAUCCAGAGCAGAAGAACACUGACACCAGACUGCGUGCUCUUUGCUCUGUCCUCAUCUUUCUUUCUGCAGCUCUUAAUGUACUUCUUGUGGAUUGCCUCUCCCUUUAUGUCCUUUUCUUAACCAUAAAGGUGUACUGCUCUCGUUCUUUUUCUUCUCUCGUUAUUCUUCCUGGGAUAUUGCAUCCGAACUUGAACUCCGGAUUAAAUUUGUUUGGUUCUAAUCCCAA